This is a messenger RNA of Peronospora belbahrii, 6048 nucleotides long. NCBI's taxonomy places the organism in Eukaryota, Oomycota, Peronosporomycetes, Peronosporales, Peronosporaceae. The record is from the annotation of a GenBank genome assembly.
AUGGCUAAUCUACAGCAGGACGUAGAGGCACUGGAUCGCGUCCUCUUUCGUCUGGCGAGCGUGGAUGACGAGCGUCUGAUCGAAGUGCUUCAGGUGCUGCUUCCUCAGUUGCUCUCACUGUUCCCAUGCUCACUUAUAACGCCACUUGAAGUGGAGCUAAAGGAUAAAAUAUUACAAGUUGUGUCCCAUAUUAAGACACGUCUUCAAGCACUACUACGUCCGACGCUGCCAUUGGAUGCACUAUGUCAAGUACUGCAACAGACUGAGCUUUCUGUCUUUUCCUAUAACCUCGCGCUUCAUUUUCUUGAAUUGGGAUUCAAUGCUGCGUCAAAAGAGCAGCAAACAAAAGUAUUAGCAGCAGUUGUCAAGACAAUCUCAAGAUUUUCAACUGUUCAACAAGAAACGUUCUUUAGACUGCUGAUACGUGCCUUACCUGUCACUGCCUCUACUAUUUUUCCAAGCUUGAAGGAAGUAGCUACAGAAAGAGAAGAAGAAGAAAAACACCAAGAAGAGACGUUGGCUAGUGCAGUGGUGGCACAUUUAGACGUGGUCGACGACAAUGUGGACGUAGUGCUGGACUUUUUGCUGGAUCUGGUGCUGUAUGAGCUUCCGUCUUCAAUGAGUGCAAACAUGAUGCUGUUUGGGUUAAUGACGCCACGAGUAGAACGACUGCAACGAGUCAAUGUAUCAGAUCUAAAUCGUGAAACAUUUUACGAAUUGCAACUCCACGCUUUGAAGCUUGUAAAGGAGAUGGCGAUUCCGACAAAGCUUAAACUUCCUGUUUAUCUUGCCGGUAGCGCCUCCUUCCACCAUGCGGUGAAGGCUUUCAGCGAAGAGCAAUUAUCUCGGGUGAUUAAAUACGAGGAGAUCGAGUUAGAGGAUGCUGAUGUGGCGCGACGCUUGAUGGCGUUAGUGCUCGGCAGUCAAGUGGCUCAGAGUUCCGGCGCUUUUGAGGGCGCUGAUGCAACUUUGCUGACCAAUCGAACACGCUUGGCCGACCCAAGUAUUUUGCAAACCCUGACACUACUAGCGGCGUCCACCGUAGCAACGAAUGUGCUUCCCAUGAUGCUGCAGCUGUUGUGCCAGUUAAUGUUCGGCAAUGAGCCGUCACGGCCGCCAAGCAUGGUAAGCAAGGUCAGACUUGCAAGCGUGCGCUUAUGCGAGUGGACAUUUCAUCAUACACAGCUUGCGUUGCUUGAGAGCCUGCUCGGUCCUGUAAUGUUCCCAACCAUGUUACGUUUACUAAUGAACCCCCACACUGAGAGCGAAGCAUCCAGCACAACGUUUGUGCGGGAGUUCCACCAGGGUGUUUACGAGUCACUAACAGUGCUUGCAAACCGUCUUCCUGCACUUGUUGCAACGUCCGAGCAGGCUUUUCAGGUAUUGCUUGUGCGUUGUCUUGCCGAGGAAGAAUACCGAACGGGUGCAGGUGCGGAUGCUUUGAAGACAUUCACGUCUUUUGCUAGUGCAUAUGCGUCAGCAGCUACACCUGAAGUGCGGGUAAAGGUGAUUCAAGAGCUGAUUGCAUUACUCAACGGGUCCAAGCUUUUCGAACCCAGCAGCAACUACUCACGCGUAAGAGAAGCAAUUGCUGCUUGGUGCGCUGAAUUGCUGACAGCUUCCGUCCCAGAACAAUAUGACAUCGCUUUGCGCUUCGCCGUAAUGCGACUGGAGUCAGUUCCUGACGAAAACACCCGACGGUUGUCCGAUAAAGCGUUGUUCACCAAGCCGUUUCCAUCCACAGGUGUGCUCGCACGGAGUCUACGAGCAACCUUUUCGCAAAACCUUACCAGCAGCAUGCCUGAUGUUGCAGUUGAACGUUGUGUCCAGUUUUGUGUUGAAAUUCUGAAGGCUUCUCAAGGAAGUGACACACCGGACGAGCGAAACUGCGUUGUGGACUUCAUUACGCGUACACUUUUGAGCUCAACAGAGCGCCAUGGAUUUGUUGCUGCUCAGUCUUUUUCGAUUGUUGAAACGGCAGCAAACGCGCUCGUGGAAGUGUGUGGAUUUGACGCCAAAAGUGUGAGUGCUAUAGUGCCCUGCCAAGUGAUUAAACUGUUCGACGCCGCGUCUGUUAGCCAAGACCGCAUAUUCCUGUCCAAUAUUUGUGCAAUUGUAAUGUGCGUUUGUAGGGCAGGAGCGCUCAGUGUAAGCCAAGUAGUGUCCGACUUCAUCGUGGUUGGUACGACCAGAUUGAAAUCAAGAGCAUCAGAGAAAGAGUUGUCUGGAUUGCUAUAUAUUCUCAGCAGCGCAUUGAACUACAUUAGUUCUGAUUCUCUGGUGGACGCUACUUCCAUCGACGAGAUGCAACUGAUGUUGCUAUGCUAUCAGGAAAUGGUUGAUCUUCUUCAUAUCAAGGUAAAAGAGGGCUCCAAUUUUGCGUUGUAUCCGAGAAAUGAACUGGCUCAGAAUGAAAAUUUGGCGUUGUUGAGAAGUAUCUUGGAUGGGAUUGGUCUCAGUGGUCCGCUAACGGGUUUUAUGCGGAGCUCUUUGGGUAGUGAGUGGAGUCCGCUUAAAACUAAGACGCUUCAAGAUUUGAGGUUAGUGGUUGAGUGGGAGCUAAAGUCUGUCCAUCUUGAUGACCAACUAAGUCCAAAGCUGAAAGCCAUAAAGCGAGUCGCAAUUGAGAAUUUAGGCCGAGCCACAUCAGACCUGCCUGGUAUUAUAUCUACGGAGUUGUCAAGUGGCGUCGAAGACGCCGUGAAUGUUCUCAUGAAUCUACGUAUGGAGAGCGAUACCGAAUUACAAUUCAUUGUAGGUGAAGCGCUAGUAGCACUUGGUACCCAUGAGUCAGGAGAGAGUUUUGCAAUGGAUAGUACGACCAAAUAUGAUACGUUUACAGCGAACCGUGCUGCCACAAUUUUUGAGCGAGUGUUAGCCAAUUAUGCUGGAUCUCGUCAAGUCGAACAACGUCGGAAUGCCACAGUAUGGCUUCUGUGUAUGUGUGCGGCAGGCCUGACAACACCGUCACCUGGACAUGGAAGUGUGCUAGUAUCUGCUGCGUCGUGGAAGAGCGUGUUUAGAUCUGCUGCGUAUUCACAAUCAGUAUUGGGCGUACACGAGUUUUUUGUGGCGAUGCUGAACGACACGAAUGGAGUUGCAAAAGAAAGCGCGGUGAAAGGACUAGCUUAUCUGCGACUACGUUCGCCAACCGACGAAAGGGGAGCAAAGUUUAGCGAAAGCUUAUUUCGGCGAUUGCGAUGCUUUCGCGCUUUUGCAUCUACUAGCGACGCCGUCGAUGAUGAUGAAAAUGAUGUUGGUGACAGAGCAGCUAAUGCAUCAGCUGCACCUACUGCUCCUCCGUCAUCAUUGUCACCCUCUACCGUUGAGAAUGCAGCAUAUCGAGAAGUCAGCAAUAUUGCAGCUGAUGUUGGUGAUCCGGAACUCAUGUAUGCGCUGUUAUACUUGAGCACUAAUGACCCGAUUUGGGAGUCGUUGGCAACGAUACCUACAUCUGCAGCGGUACUACAAUCUGGUAUGUUCUCUUUUGUCACGACAGACAAACUAUUUCGCGCUUCAAUCGUCGCCAAAGCUGGCAGUCAGUGGAUGGCAGAUGACUACUCCAAAAAAACAAGGCUUAUUCCGUGGUUGUUUCUGAUGAAGUUUCACUCAAACAGCAAAGUGGCUGCAGUUAUGGGCAACUUGUGGGAUUUUGCAAAAGGAAAUUCCGCAGUUGCUGCAACAGCGAAUGGAGAAAAAAUGCUGCUUCGACCGAAUUGGGUCCUCUUGUUUCAGUUUGUUCUGGCACGGCUAGAAACCUCUCGUAAUUUUAAGUACCGUGAAGCCGCGUGUCUUGCCCUUGUCGAUUUGCUCAACGGCGCCGAAGCAGAUAAUUUGAGAGAUGACUUUUUAAGACUCUGGACUACUGCAUCUCGCGCAGUAGAUGAUGUCAUGGAGACAGUGGCGCUUGCAGGUAUAAAGCUCUACCGCUACCUAGGUGAAACAAGUUUGCGUGUUGCUGCAAGCGAUGCUGUGUGCAGCUCUCAGCUGCUGGAGUUUUUGGUUGCGGACGGAAUUGUGAGCAAAAAUACUAUCUGCCGCAUGCUGAGCAUUGACAUUUUGUUACGCCUUGUAAAGAUAUUGAAGGCAUUCGAUAUUCAGAACCGCCUUGCACCACUGUUAUUGAAGUUGCUGGAAUACUUGUCUUCGCUGGAAAUGCCCGAGCUGCAGUACGCUCAAUUUCACGUGGAAAAGAAAGAUCAACUGGAGCGCUUGCGUAUUUCGAUGAGCCAGUCAGGACCUGUUGGUCAACUUCUCGAAUUGGCAAGAGCGCGCCUAAAAGAUCUUGCUGGUUCCACUGCUUGUGUCUCCGUGGUCGCUGAGCUUGUUCGUGGCUUAGCCAACCUGCUGAAGUUUGGUGUUGGCCUCAACACACGGGUGGGUACGGCCAAUUUUGUAAUAUCGUUAGCGGUCGAUCUUCCCUAUGAGCUUCGCAAGUGCAACGGGGCGGAGUUGCUGCUGCGCCGUGUGCUACUUCCGUACGUAAGCUCAAAGACAGCGGCUGAAAAUGAUCAGUAUGGGGACGAAGAAAGUCGAUACGGUAGCAUCAGCAGUGGUCUCUCCGCUGACGGCAGUGACUCAACUUUCGCCGCGACUUCGUUGACGGACGGACUGGUUAUUCAGAGCUACUGCCAAGCUGCCGCAUACUUGUGCCCACUAGUCGACGCAACUACAGUUCGUGAUUACGUUCGAUCUGGCAUCUUUGCUUAUAACGCCGCGAACAAAUACGACAGCAAGACUGUCGGCCCUCUUUCACGUGAUACGGGAAAUGAAGAGAUGGAAGGCACCCAGCCAAAAUCACUCAACGUUUACACGAGCCGAUUUUUACUGAUCAGUGCACUAGCAAUGAAAGAGCUUGUGAAGAAAGUGCCACCAAUCGCAGAUGCAAACACCGUGGUGAUUGAUGAUCUGCGCAAUGCUUGGUACUGCACGCACGUCUUCCCUGCCGCAUUUAUCGGUCAGUUUGCUGCUACAGACGCUCUCAAGAGCUCAUGGAUGACUGUGUUGGACGAGUUACCACCGACAAUACUCUACUCUACGAGAUCGUUGGAUGCUGUGCUUGACGCUGUCGCGUUGCUGUUGGCGCAUCCAGCUUGGGACACACGACGACAGGCCGCUCGAGCUUUGCAGGCGAUUUUUGCGAGCUCCACGUAUCGUUCAAAACUCUCCACGGAGCAAGUUGCACGCAUCUGGAACGAGCUCAUUGAUGCUGUGCCAGGUCGCCUUUGGAGGGGCAAGGGUGUCAUUCUGGAGUCUAUUGUCUCUUUGGCGGCUGUAAAACUGGAAAAUAAGGUAACCGACAUUGAUGAUCGAAAAUGGACCGAGAAGUUGUCGCUGCUUCUUGUUGAAGAGUGUGCUCGCGCAUGGAUAAAUCAAGAUUUGGCGUAUCUCGAGAGCGCAAUUGUAAAUCUGGGGAAGUUUUCUGCAUUGCUGCCUGCUGGUCAAUUUGAUCUGCGUGCGUCAAAUGUUCGUUUCUUAAGAAGUUCAUUUGCUGAAUGGAUGACUGGGAAUGAAAUGGAGCUGUCAGAGUCGACCAGGCCGCCAUUGCCACCAUUACUUAUGAAAUGCGUCUUUGAAGCUCUUGCACUCAUGUGGCCUCCCUUGACAGCAACACAAGAUACAACAGACAGUGACAAUACCGAGACGGAUGUAGAAACAAUCUUGUGGCUUUGUGCGAGUGUACAAUCGCCUCAUUUGGCCGCCUGGAGUGUUCGUCGAGCCAUUUUCCAGACUUUGACUGCAGUUGUUGACCGUGUAUCAUCUCUCAAGAGGCUCGUUGAUUGCAAAAGUCUUGCUGAGCAUGUUAUCGAUACCUGCUGUGGAUUAUUUGGUGUAGGUGAUGCUAAGUAUUCGAUGGUUCGUGUGGCAGCAGCUGGGACUCUUGUGGCGUUGUUAAAACGUGCAGUAGACAACGCGGAUCUGGCGUUGAAAUUGAUUGUCCAGCGAGAGCGUGUGUCAGCUGCAGUGGAGACGCUGCUGGAAAGUAAAGAUGCACAUGAACAACAGGCAGCUUUUAAUCUAAAGUCUCAGCUAGUACUGAUGCCUUAA